CAUCUAUCCCCACAACCUUACUUCCACGCAUUUCCCUCCUCUCGCCCCUUCAUCGCGCCUAUUUCCGCCAGAAUGGCUCAGCCCGUGGUGCAGACGAUCCAUCGGGAUCCCGCCUUGUUCUGGUGGAUUCUGCUUCCCAUCACCGUGGUCAUGAUCCUGACAGGCAUCCUCCGCCACUACGCCAUGAUCCUCCUUCAGAACGCGCCCAAGAAGCUGGCCCUCCCCCAGAUCCGACAGCAACGCGCACUUGUCCGCGGAAUUAACCUGCGAGCCAACGCGAAUGUAUUGUCGCCGACCUCCUUCCAAGCCCGCAAAGCGUACAUGGUGUCAGCAUAUCAAGAAGGGAAAUUUCUGGCAGACCCUGAGUCGAGAGGCAAGCCUAGACCGAAUCCCAUGUCGGAUCCAGCCACAAUGGAGGGCAUGAUGGGCAUGAUGAAGGGAAAUAUGGCCAUGAUGAUUCCGCAGACCCUGAUCAUGGGCUGGAUCAAUGCGUUCUUCUCGGGCUUCGUCAUAAUGAAGUUGCCGUUCCCCCUCACGCCUCAGUUCAAAUCGAUGCUUCAGUCAGGCGUUGGAACCCGGGAUCUGGACGUCAGAUGGGUGUCAAGCUUGUCAUGGUAUUUCCUGACACUGUUUGGCCUUCAGCCCGUUUAUAAUUUUAUUUUGGGCAGCAACAAUUCUGCGAAUCAGGUCACCCAACAGAUGGCCAUGGCGAAUCCAGGCGCAGGGCUGAUGGGUCCCGAACAGGAUCCCGAUAAACUCUUCUUGAAUGAAGCUGAGAACCUAGAGGUUCUCGAGCAUCGCUGGAUACUGGACGGAGUCGAAGAUCGAUUGGUUGCGAAGUUGACGUCGUAGAUUACGUGCAGCAGAGACGGAAGCGCUCGGACGCUCUACACCGUCGCUCCACAUAUGACGGAACUCCUCGUCGUCAGGUAUUGUUGGUGGAAGCUAAUCGGGCCGCGGAAUCCGCCCCGCUGACGAUCCCUUUCAUCAAGUCCACCAUGAGUAGACGGUUUCCGUCGGACGGGAGGAGACGCUGUAAUCGCAUACUACAAUCGGGCGGAGGCGCGGCUCUGCCCGCAGGAGAGGAGCCAGAUUUGUUAUCAUCCCGCGCUCCUCUGCAUCCUUGUGCCUGAUCCACUCGGGCCAUGCGAAACAAGUAGUCAAAUUCAUGACAUUCCC
This is a messenger RNA of Trematosphaeria pertusa, 1179 nucleotides long. RefSeq lists its product as uncharacterized. Gene Ontology annotation, biological process: protein folding in endoplasmic reticulum. The transcript has 5 exons. The record is from RefSeq and is a predicted model, not a curated record. Gene Ontology annotation, cellular component: membrane; EMC complex. The coding region runs from base 73 to 852 and encodes 259 amino acids. Lineage: Eukaryota; Fungi; Ascomycota; Dothideomycetes; Pleosporales; Trematosphaeriaceae.